Echinococcus granulosus is the source of this 969-nucleotide messenger RNA. RefSeq lists its product as hypothetical. The record is from RefSeq and is a predicted model, not a curated record. Gene Ontology annotation, biological process: proteolysis. The coding region runs from base 1 to 969 and encodes 322 amino acids. The transcript has 3 exons. Lineage: Eukaryota; Metazoa; Platyhelminthes; Cestoda; Cyclophyllidea; Taeniidae. Gene Ontology annotation, molecular function: serine-type endopeptidase activity.
AUGCACAUCAAGAAGGCUAUAGCAUGGGAAACUGAGAUAUUUAUUCCAUUGCACUACUGGAAAGAGACUCUAUCUUGUUUAAUAUGGUUUGGCAGGUUCCUUGUCGGCGUCCGCAGCAACGCUCAUAUGGGGAAUCUGAAGAAUAAGCGCGCAUUCGAACGUCUCUUGCCAAAACGCGCAGCUGUUCACUCACUCGCUGCAAAGCAGGAAAUGGAUGCAUUCACGAUUCUCUUCCUCUCAUCCUACCUGGCCACAAUCUCCGGUCUCCUGAUCGAAUACCCGAUGUCCAUCGAGAAAGCGCCUUUCAUGGCCACCGUAGGAAAUUGCAGCGGGGCUAUAGUGUCACGCAACUUAGUUCUUGUUUCGGGAAAGUGUUUGUGCUUGCGCAAUCGACCCACCGUCAUUUUUGCGGGCACCAGCUGGAGCAACGUCAACUACCUUCCCAAGAAGGAACAUCGGAUCAGGAGGUUCAUUUUUGAGCGCGAAUACGGUUACUGCUCGCAGAGCAGAAGAUCAGACUUCGUGUUGGUGGAGUUGGAGGACAGCCUAGUCUACAGCCACCGCGUGCAGCCCAUCCAACUCUACUGCGCCACCCAUCUGCCCAGUCAGCUGGCAGCGCUGGGAUUCCACUUUCCUGGCCAGCUCUACGGCUUCCUCAACGAAGCGCUAAUAAAUGUACGGCGUGGCGAGCACCGCUACUUGCAGGCGCUUAACUACGAUAUCCCAUCUGAUGCUGUAGGACCCCUCGUCAGUGUUCAUGCCGACGGUAAGCAGCCCCACCUCGUGGGUGUCUACUCUCACCGCUACGGCAAAACCAGCUUCUUCAAGUCCCUCGAUCACACUAGCUGCAAUUGGGUUCGAAGCCGGGUUCUUGAGAAUCAACGAAUGGGCUGGCGGCAUUCUCUGUCCUCAUCUCCCCUCCCCUUUCAACACCCAUUUUCUAAUAAGCCAAUGAAGAAGACUUAUUAA